AUGAGCAAGACCGAGCAAAAGGCGUGCCUCAUCGUCAUUGACGGAUGGGGCGUGCCCACCGAUGCGUCGCCCAAGGACGGCGACGCCAUCACCAACGCCGAGUGCCCCGUCAUGGACGGGUUCGCCCAGCAGAAGGACUGCUACACCAAGCUCGAGGCGUCGUCGACGUCUGUCGGCCUGCCUGAGGGCCUCAUGGGCAACUCCGAGGUCGGCCACUUGAACAUUGGCGCCGGACGUGUGGUGUACCAGGACGUCGUCAGGAUUGACCAGACCAUCAAGGAGGGCAAGCUUGGACAGAACCAGGUGCUCGUCGACUGCUUCAAACGCGCCAAGAAUGGCAACGGCCGCCUGCACCUCUGCGGUCUCGUUUCCCAUGGAGGCGUCCACUCCAAGCAGACGCACCUGUACGCGCUUCUGAAGCUCGCCAAGGAGAUGGAGAUCCCCAAGGUCUUCAUCCACUUCUUUGGUGACGGCCGCGACACCGACCCCCGCAGCGGUGCCGGCUACAUGCAGGAGCUCCUCGACACGGCCAAGGAGAUUGGCACUGGCGAGAUUGCCACCGUGGUCGGUCGGUACUACGCCAUGGACCGUGAUAAGCGCUGGGAGCGCGUUGAGAUCGCUCUCAAGGGCAUGGUCCUCGGCGAGGGAACCACCUCUGACGACCCCGUCCAGACGGUCAAGGAAAGCUACGCCAAGGGUGGAGGCAAAGACGGUGACGAGUUCCUGAAGCCCAUCAUUGUCGGCGGCGACGAGAGGCGUAUCAAGGACGAAGACACCAUGCUGUUCUUCAACUACCGAUCUGACCGCGUGCGCCAGAUCACCCAGGUGCUCGGCGACGUGGACCGCUCGGUGCUGCCCGACUUCCCCUACCCCAACAUCCACCUCACCACCAUGACGCAGUACAAGGUGGACUUUCCCUUCCCCGUGGUGUCCAAGCCGCAGGUGAUGGACAAUGUGCUCGCCGAGUGGCUCGGCAAGCAGAACGUCGAGCAGGUGCACGUUGCCGAGACGGAGAAGUACGCGCACGUGACCUUUUUCUUCAACGGCGGUGUCGAGAAGGUCUUUGCGCUCGAGACACGCGACAUGGACCAGGAUCUGGUGCCGUCGAACAAGAGCGUGGCGACCUACGACCAGGCACCCGAGAUGUCCCAGGACGGGGUGGCCGAGCAGGUCAACAAGCGGAUGAAGGAGCAAAAGUUCCCCUUUGUCAUGUGUAACCUCGCGGCCCCCGACAUGGUCGGCCACACGGGCGUGUACGAGUCGGCGCUGACGGCGGUCGAGUCGUGCGACAAGGCGAUUGCCAAGAUCUACGAGGGCUGCAAGGAGGCUGGCUACAUCCUGUUCAUCACGGCGGACCACGGCAACGCGGAGGAGAUGAAGUUUGCGGACGGCAAGCCCAAGACGAGCCACACGACGAACAAGGUGCCCCUGAUCAUGGCCAACGCGCCCGAGGGCUGGGCCCUCAAGGACACCACUGAGGGCGUGCUGGGUGACGUCGCGCCCACGGUGCUGGCAGCUCUUGGCCUGCCCCAGCCCGAGGAGAUGACCGGCACCAGCCUGUUGGAGAAGGACCUCAAGCGCGCGGCGCAGGAGUAG
Messenger RNA from Emericellopsis cladophorae, 1596 nucleotides. RefSeq names its product phosphoglycerate mutase-like protein. NCBI's taxonomy places the organism in Eukaryota, Fungi, Ascomycota, Sordariomycetes, Hypocreales, Bionectriaceae. The record is from RefSeq and is a predicted model, not a curated record. The transcript is spliced from 6 exons. Gene Ontology annotation, cellular component: cytoplasm. Bases 1 to 1596 code for a protein of 531 amino acids. Gene Ontology annotation, molecular function: manganese ion binding. Gene Ontology annotation, biological process: glucose catabolic process.